AUGAUUUUGAUAUUCUUAUCCAUGCUAUUAUGUUUGUGUGACUCGUACAAAAUACUCGUUAUGAAUCCGAAAUACGCCUAUAGCCACAUGAAUUUCAUGGGUAAAAUAGCCGACACGCUCGUUGAUGCUGGUCAUGACGUGGUCACAUUCCAGCCCAUAGUUGAACCUGCACAUGUUGGGAAUGGAACCACCAGAUCACGGUUAAUCCAAACCGGUCCAUAUGAUGAACUGACAGAAGAGAUGUCUAUGCUCCGCGAUGGAGACCAUAUGAAACCCUUGUGGACAGCCAGUGUGUCUAACCCAAUUGGAGUUAUUGCAUUCGUGCCGAUGCUUUCCAGUAUGUCGGCCAAGACUUUAUCUCAUGUUCUCGACAAUAAAGAGGUUCUACAGCAAUUAAAAGCGGAAAAGUUCGACGUCGCUAUAGCGGAACUGUUUGACUUCAUCGGGGUAGGUGUGCUAGAAGCGAUCGGCCUCAAGAACAUUGUCGGCGCUCACUCGUGCGCUAUCAUGGAAGGCACAUCAUUGGCUUUGGGUGUACCUGUUCUUCCUAGCUUCAUGCCAGCAUCUCUUGGUGUAACGAAUGAUUCUACUGAUAUGUGGACACGUGCCAUGAACCUCUUGUUCACCUAUCUCUCGUGGUACUUCCAAACAGGUAUUGCCAGUGCUGCCGAACGAGUUAUGAGAGAAAAGCUUGGCCCAGCUGUCACCCCAAUAUGGGACACAGUUUCAAAUAUAUCAUGGGUGCUGGUGAAUUCUGAACCACUGAUGGAUUUCGAAAGACCCACGCUGCACAAAGUUGUCGACAUUGGAGGUCUUGGAGUGCACGAGCCGAAACCACUGACUAAAGUUGGUUUUCUUGUCAUAGUUACCUCACCAGUUGAAACCUUAGAGUGCAUGCAAUCUGUGUUCCAGGAAUGGGAUCGCAUUAUGAGCCUCAGAGAACGAACUAUUCUCAUCUCUUUUGGCACAGUAGCCCAAAGCCAGUAUAUGCCUGAAUCAAUGAAGAAAGCCAUCAUUUCUGUCGUAAAAUCAUACCCGACCGUCACGUUUAUUUGGAAGUACGAGGUUCCAGAUGAUGAAAUGUUCAAAGGAAUAGAUAAUCUGAUUCUUUCGGAAUGGACGCCACAAAGCUGUCUACUAGUACAGGAUAUUCAGUUUUCAGCAGAUAAACGUCUAACACUUUUCGUCACACACGGCGGCGCUGGGAGUAUGAUGGAAAGUGCUCUUCGCGCAAAGCCACUUGUUGUCGUUCCCCUAUUUGGCGAUCAAACUAGGAACGCUAAACUUAUUGAGAAGUUUGGUUACGGUAAGUGA
Cooperia oncophora is the source of this 1314-nucleotide messenger RNA. The record is from the annotation of a GenBank genome assembly. Lineage: Eukaryota; Metazoa; Nematoda; Chromadorea; Rhabditida; Trichostrongylidae.